Caenorhabditis auriculariae is the source of this 10298-nucleotide messenger RNA. The record is from the annotation of a GenBank genome assembly. Lineage: Eukaryota; Metazoa; Nematoda; Chromadorea; Rhabditida; Rhabditidae.
AUGGCGCAUUUGGUCGAGGGGACUUCGGUCCUCGACGGAUCAUGGGCCUUGCCGAUUCUUGUCACCGAUAUGAAUAUUCAAAGGUUAGUUUUUGACCUAUUUUCAUCAUUUUAGUUUAUUGAAGUUUGAUUCUUUUUCUUUAUUUCUGUCUUUUUUUCCAGAAAUAUUUUCGUUCGUGGAGAUCUUCAUAUCGGUGGUCUCAUGCUGUCGCUGGUCAACGAGAUCGGUUCGCUAUUUCUUUCAUUUUCAACUUUUGUAAAUUUUGAUGGGAAAGAACUUUCACUAAAGCUCAGAAAGGGCAGUGUCUUAAUUUUCACCUGACAGACCUAGUUUUUUUUUUGAAAUUUAUCAUUUUGAAAUCCUUAAACUUUAUUGUAACAUUAAGAAUGUUCUUUUAACAAGAAAAUUUGAAAUCAAGGUAUCAUUGAGAAUUGAAAACUGUUUCUCUUAAAAUCGCUGAUAAGUAGCCGGUUUAAAGAGUCAUUUCCUAUUUUUUAUGUUCCAUAGAUUGAAAGACUAAGAUAAUAUCAGCGGCUGUCUCCAAAUACAUUUCGAACACUGAAAUAAGAUUAGGUUUCAAUUUCUCGAAUUUAAACUAACUUUUGAGCAACUUGUGACUAAAUUAGAAUGAAAAACUUGAGAAAGAUAUCCGAAAUUGAAAAGCAGAAGAAUUUUGAGGAAUUUCUCAUUUUAAGAGAUUGGUUGUGUUGCAAAAUCAUCUCUUUCUCACACCUUCUACUUUUUUUUCGCGUCUUACAUGUUCUUUUUUUCCAAGAACCUCCGCUAUUGAUUUGUUUCUACGGCUCAAGGAUCGUGGAAGUGUCGGCGAGGCCUGAUCCGCCCCCGAACAAACGCUUUUACAUUCUUACACAGCCGAGGCGGCGCUUCUGUCGGUACGUUGGUUGGCAGCUCAUCUCGCGCCGUCUGUCAGGCCAAAACCUUGCGAGAAAAAUUGCUCUUCUCACAAGUGCAAGGGACGCGUUGCGGUUGUAGAGUAUCGAAGGAAUAAUGAUAUAAAGUAGAAAAUCAUGGAUUUAUUUCAGUAAUGAAGUCGUCAAAUCUUGUUCCGAAGUAGGUGAUUUUCAAAAGUUUUUGCUAGUUACGCGUAUUUAGAGAGCAGUGGACAUUUUGAAUGUGUAUAAUCUUGUGAAGUUGAUUUUAUCUGCACAAAAUAUUUUUCUUUGUGAAUUAUCAGUAGAAGGAAGUUUCCUAUGAGUUUUUUAGAAUAGAAAGUUGAAAAUUUGGCUUUUCAGUUUCGUCUUUUUUCGAGGAGGAAUGACUGUAUACGUUCAUAAUUAUCUAGCUUCAACAGAAGAUAGUUGCGAAAGACAGGGGUGACCUGAAGAGACGUGAGAGAAGGGAAGGGUUCUAUCUUUCUCUAGUUUUACUUCAGACCGACUCUGGUCUUUCGCUCUCACUAGCCAUCUAUGAAAAUUUACGAAAAAAAAGUUUCAACCGCUUAUUAAGACAUGAAAGUUUUUUUUCCAAUGAAAGUUUGAAUUUUCUCUCUAAAGACCACCCCAAUUUAUUUUGUUUUCGAGGCUAGGACUAGUUUUCCAGCAUCUCUUCAAAUGUUUUCCUUUCUUUGUAAAAACUUCGAAGCAUGGAAUCUUCCAAAGCGCGGCUGAUCUCUCGAAUUUCCCACGUUUGGUGUACUCUUCACAAACUCCUAGACCAAGGAACAAUGAAGCCAGGCGAUCAAAAGCAGAAGAAAAAGAAGAUGCUUUUGUUUGCGUUCUGCGGCGACUACUCGACGAAUCCGACUGACCAGAACAGCCGAAAAUGAGUUGCGCAUACAGCCGCAUUCAUUGAUUAUUCCCUUGGUUUGCGCUUUGCCGCGUGUUUUGUUAUGCGGUCGGCUCGGUUUCGCAAAUGUCGUUAUGAGAGGCCCUUUCGAGUGUUUGUCACGGAAAAUGCCAUAAUUCCACUGAUUUUACAGUACCAGGAAAGGUCAGGGACGUGAAAAAAUCUGCUUCGCAUCACUUGGCUGAUGCUAUAGAACUCUGGAUUUGUUACGAGCCCUGAGAGGUUUCAUUUGAACCUGGUGACGGGAAAAAGGGUCCAACUUUUCUCCAAAAAUCAAAUUUUUUCUUUGAGCUGUACUCCUUUUGCCACGAAACAUAAAAAUAGGUCUAUAAAUAAAUAAAAGCUGUUGAGUUUUUUUCGGAAUAGUUUUUAUGGCUAGAGUGUUCCGACAAGUGUACUCUGUUCAAAAGGCUUACCUAAACAGACUUGAAAGAGCAUUAUUUUUUCAAUUUUAAAAAAUGUGAACCUUUUUUUACCGUUCUCACACAGUGCAAUGUCGAUUUCUGACACAAUAAACAUUUGAUUGUUAUGAAUAGAUCAAAUUUCGGGUGCAACGAUUUGGAAGAAAUAACCUUGGCGGCCACAGCGGGAGUUCAAUCUCGUUUUUUAUUGUGGGACGGACGCUAUCAUUUUCAAUUCUACUUGCUUGGCAAGAAGUAAUAAGUAUAUAUUUGUGUUGCGCAUGUUCUCGGCUACAUAUCCAAGCAAGAAGAUCAUUCGAGCGCAACGAAACGUCCCUCGGGGCGUAUCCGGAACGUUGAUUGCCUGCCGCGCGGCACGCGUUUCACGUUUCCACCCAUACUUUGCUUGUUGCUGGCCCCGGGAGGGUGUUCCGAUGUGAUAGUAAAGUGGUGGACUUCGAAAAAAAAAACAAAAUAAUUGAGUUUUCUUUGAAAUUGACAUUAUUCGCCACGGCUUUGCCGUUUACUUCAGGGACAAAAUUAUAAGAGCAAGGGAAAAUAUAUAAUAUAAAUGGCUUGGAACUGCAUCAUAGUUUUGAAUUUGCAUCACCCCUUGAAAGGAUUCCAAAUUAUUGGAUUUAUUGAUCGGAGGUUUUUUUUAGCUCAGUCUGCAAUUUUUAUAGGGAUGAUUUCACUUUCCCAUAGACUUUUCAAGCUUGAAGCUUUCAAUGUCAAGUUUAGAAGAAUUUCACCGUUUUCGAAGACUGAUUCAUAUAGGAGUAGACACAUAUUAGGAGCCCAGAAUACUUAUCUAUUCUUUAGCUUGUUUGUUAGCUUUUUUUUGAUUAAAAUCAGAAUAACAAGGGGCGAGAAACUUGAAGAGAUUUCUGCGAUCUUUUAAUCGUACACUCUCCAAAUCAAACGUUGAAGAUCAGAAGAGCUCUGUUUUCUACUCCCGCAGAAACUCUUCAAACGUUGAUAUCUUGCAGACGUGGCCCGAGAUUGGUCAGACCAUGCGCUUUGGUGGCCAGAGAAGCGAAGAUGGCUCCAGCAUACACGAUCGACCCUCGAUCAAAACGGCAUCACCGCCGAAUCGAAGCUCGAGUUCACUCCCAUGCACAAGGAUGCCAGGUUCAGUUUCUCUUCAUUAUACAAUUUGCGUCUGUACCUUCAACUCAGUACCUAGGCAAGACUCUGGUGGAAAAUAAAUAGGUUAAUAAACACCUAAAAAUUUUUAUUUCCUAAAAAGGAGAGCUUUUUCAAUCGAGCAGUUCAAAAAGUGGACCUAAUAUUUUCGAGAAAGAUAUGUUUUUUUUUUCUAGAGUACAAUUGCCGGACAUGCAAAUGAUCGACGCGCGCCUCGAUUUUUCUGUGAAUAUCGUCAAGGCGACGGCGAAAUUGUGCCGCGACAUCGGAAUCCGACGCAGUGAGGAGUUGAGCUUGAAACGGUUCGAUCGAGUUUUUCAACUUUUCAACAUAAACUUUCUCUUUUCCAGGUACAUCCCUCCGGAAGUGCUGCGCAAAGGAACCGCCGAUGCGGAUAACCUGAGCGGACCUCAAGCCAUUCGGCCUGGAGAGGUGCGAACUUUAAUUUAAACAAAAUAAGAAAGAUAAAAAAUGUUACAUCCUGCUUUAGAAGGAGAAAAAACCUUUUAAAAUGCAUCAUCAUCAGUUAUUUAUUCUGCAAUAAAUGAAGGUAGGUUUCCAGGAGUCGAUCGGGCCGAUGACCCUGCGGAAGGCGACGCCGAUCUUCGCCUCGCAGUCGAACCUCGACGGACGACGACGGCAGCAGUCGCCGGCCCUCUCCACCAGCGGCCACAUCUUCAACGCCCACGAAAUGGGAACCCUUCCGCGACACGGGACUCUCCCGCGUGGCGCUAGUCCCAGUCCUGGCGCUGUUCGUUUCUUUCAUCAUUUUGUAGUGUUUCAGAAAGAUUUAUCAGCAAGAAGCACAGAAAAAAAAAUUCAUCAAGUUUUCAGAGGCUUACACGGCUUAGUUGUGUUACAACGGAAAAGCUCAAAUCUUUUUUGAAAAAUAUAUCACAGAUAUCUUGUGUACGCGAGACUCUUAGAAACAAAACUUUCCAAAUUUCCGUAUUUUUUCCUGAGGGCCUGGUUUGACCUCUUGUGUAGGGAUAUUUUCAAAAAACGGUCAAAAAUUUUCAUCAAGACUUUCUUCUCAUCAAGAAUUACUUAUGCGCAUGAACGUUUCGAAAAGUAAAUUCAGAUUUUUUGCAGUACAAUGACACGAUGCGAAGGACUCCCAUCAUGCCCAGCAUCAGCUUCAGUGAAGGUGCACUUGUUCAACUGCGAAUGGAAAGAAAAAUGAAACCAUUAUAGGCCUCGAGAAUGAGCAAUUCGACGCGGCUCUGGUCCACUCGCCCCGCCUUGCGCCUAGCCGCGACACACCCGUUUUCAGACCGCAAAAUUAUGUCGAGAAGGCGGCUUUGAACCGUGGUUGGCUCGAUUCCAGCCGGUUCGUUCCAGAUUCCUUUUUUCCAGGAUGUUAGGAAAAAUAAAUGCCAAAAUUUCAAUGGGAAAAGUUGAGAAUUUUGCCUCCAAAAGUCGUUUAUUCUUAGUGAAUCUAUCAAUUUUCCAGCUCCCUGAUGGAACAGGGCGUCUUCGAAGGCGAUAUCGUUCUUCUCCGUUUCAAGUUCAUGUCUUUCUUCGAUAUCAAUCCAAAGGUUUUUAAUUUAAAAAUAUAACUGUUGAGUAUGUAACGUGGAAGAUUAGAGUCAGAAUGAGUAUAAAAAGGAGUCUGAAUGUCUCAGGACAUCAACUCUCGCAUCUCAUCCACAGCCCCGCCUUCACAUCCGCCCGCCGCCAUCGGCCACCUAAAAUUUUUAUUUUAUUUGGUUUGGUGUAAAAAGAGGUAGUCGAGUCAGUCGUCGGCGUCGUUGUCGUGGCCGACGGCGGCGGGCGGCGGUGAAGGCGGGGCUGUGGAUGAGAUGCGAGAGUUGAUGUCCUGAGACAUUCAGACUCCUUUUUAUACUCUUCUGAGCAUAAUCUUCCACGUGAUCUAUUUACUAGAUAACGUCUAUUUACAUAUCUCAACAAUAACAUUUGAAAAGAAAAAGUGGAGGUUUCAACUUAAAUCGUGAUAUUCAAGCUUUUCACAAAUCUAUUAUGUUCAGUAUGAUCCCGUGAGAAUAAACCAACUCUACGAGCAAGCCAAGUGGUCGAUUCUGUUGGAAGAAUUCGAUCACACUGAAGAAGAAGCGACUCUUUUUGCGGCUCUUCAGGUUUUCAAAAGAUGGUUUUUUGUGAAUCAUGACUUUUUUCAGCUUCAAGCAACUCUGCAACGAGAUUCGCCUGAACCCGAAGACGCGACGAAAGAUGACGUCGAUCUACUUCUCGACGAAUUGGUUCGUCUUAAUUUUUUAUCGUAGUCAUCUGAAUUUCUAAAUAAGUAAAUUUGUUGACGGGUCAUUGUGAACCCGAAAGAGUUCACUUGGCUUUGAAUUUAAGCGAAUUUUUUUGAGUAUCUGAGGAUUACAGAGAAAAAGUUGAAUGAGAGGUGAAAUUAUUAGUAAUUUUUUCGAAGACUUGCGGAGGCGGAGAGUUGCUAAAGAAAAUAAUAAAAUAAAAUUUGUCCAGGAACAAAACUUGGACGCGGCUGCGACGAACCGCCGCAAUGACCUGACCCAAGUGCCGGAACUCGCCGACUAUCUGAAAUACAUGAAGUGGGCGUUCGAGAAAAGCUCACAAGUUUCCUUCUUUUCCAGACCGAAGAAGCUGGCGGCGUUCAAGGGCUUCAAACGGGCCUAUUUCAUGUUCCGGGACCUGUAUCUUUCUUAUCAUCAGUCGUCCUCUGAACAACAUCUGCCGCCUCUUGGUCAUUAUUCCCUCAAAGGUAUCAUUUUCAAAGAAAAAAAAACCGUUAAAAAUCAAAUUUAAGAAAGAAAAACUCAAUUUGUCGAUUUGGAUUCAAUUACUAAGGUGUCAUUUAUUUGUUGAGUUUAUUAGGAAAUGGAAUACGAAAAAUAAAAGUCAAUUCAGUGAUCAUCUAGGUUUUUCUGCUGACUUAAUUAUGAAGCUUUUUUUCCGGGAUUUCUGAAGCUACGUCACUUUUUUUGUAGAAACAUAAUGACCAGGAUUGUGGCCUUAAUACCGAAAAAAUUACUUGAAUAUUCGGAUCUUUUUUUUAUGAAAGGACUUUUGGCCAUUUCAAGCUCUGGAUGUUUUUUGAAGUUUUUCCGGGCAUUUUUUUAAAUCUUCGUUUUCCUACCUUUAGAUGUGACACUCCGUGAUAUUGCUGAUUUUUUCUUCUUUUUUUGUCUUAUUUCACAGUUUCAAUUGAACCAUCUCGUUGAUAUCAUAACCCCUAAUGUUAGAUAAAAUGAAAUAAAAUCGCAGAAGAAAAAUUUGGUUGUUUAUCUCAGUGAUUCUUAGCAAGAAAAAUUGUCUAAAAAAUUGAAGUUUGCCUUCUAAUGGGUUAAUAUCUUUUUCCAUCAAUCUUUUUUAUUCAUUGAAGAAAAACUUUCUAGGUUGCGAAGUGGCCCCAGACGUUUCUGUGACCCAAGGAAAGUACCACAUCAAGCUGAGUCUUCCGACGGCCGAAGGAAUGACCGACUUUGUCCUCAAAUGCGACUCGGUACCUUUUUUCGUUUUCACUUGAUAUCGAUCAAUAUUCAUUUCUUUUUUUUGGUCACCUAUUUUUCUCUUUGUUGGAAAAUCGAUUAUUUUCAGGAGCAUCAAUACGCUAGAUGGAUGGCUGCCUGUAAACUCGCUUCAAGGUCGGUCUUCUUAUGACUGAAAAAAAAACUUGACUUCAAAUCAUGAUUAAACGGCUCGAGUAACGGUGUUCAAUAAGAAGUUUUUAUGAGGCUAGCCUUUCUGCAAAUUUUUUUUUAUUUCCAAGAAACCUUCGGCGUCAUGUUCAAUAAAAAAUGACGUUUAAUUAAAUUAUUAGAUCAAAUCAACGAGCAAAAUUAAUAUCGAAAAGUAUAGUUUUCUCAAUCACGAAAUUUUAUUUGCUUUAUUUUUCCUGACGCCCUCAUUAAAAAAAGAAGCGAAAAGCACCUUCGUUUGAACUCUUGUGACCUAUUCAAAAGUUUGAUAGUUUGAUUUAUUAUGGUUCAAAGCUGAAUAAAACUAGCAGGGAGUGAACGUUUUUCAGAGGAAAAACCAUGGCGGACGCUUCUUACCAACAAGAAGUCGACGGCCUGAAGAACUACCUUCGGAUGCAGAGCGGAUGUUCGUGAUUUCAUACUUCUUGCCCUAUAAGGAUUUCGUGUACAAAAAGUUGAAUAUAGCUGAUCUAUGGCUGCCAUUUAAAAAAGGGUCCUAACACGACAAAAAAGAGACAGCGCCUGACUGGUGGAGAGCGCACACAAUUUUUUUUUCCCGUAAAAUACGCAAUGAGAAAUUUUGGCAACCGUGCAAAAAAUUGGGUCCUACAUCAAGAAGCUCCACGUUUGGAAUUAUUUGGGCAUUUUGACCAAAAUUAUCAAUCCGCGCGUGAAAAAGGCCAUCUUUUUGUAAUAUCCAAUUUUCUAACCGCUCACGAAAUUCCAAUUUGAAGUAUUUUGCGAAAUAAUUACAAACGAAUCACGUCCGUUUGGAAAUCGCCGAAUUGACUUUGAAAAUGCAUGGCUUUUCAAAGACAGAAGAUGAGAAAGUUACGCGAAAAAAAAACCUGAUAAAGAUUUGUAGAAAAAAUAACAGUUGACUCAGUUUCAGAAAUCAAUUCUCGCGAGUAGUAUAUAAAUUUUUCUCGUGAUUUUUCGUGACAAGAACAUUUAUUUUCCAGUGCACGGCCGCGAGAACGGAACGACGUCGCGGAAAGCGGCGCCAGUCAAACUUCCCAAUGAUUUCAAUGUUGAAGAAUACGUUUCGUCGAGAUACGUGCGACGGGCUCGCAGCAAACAAACCGUAAGAAUUUCGGGGUAGAAAACAAAAACAAAAAAAGCCUUCCACAAGUUUCCUGUGUCUUUUUUUUGGUUAUCCAAGUUACCAUUUAACAUAAUGGAGAGGAAAGAAUAAAGUUUGUAUCAUCUCCACGAAACUGAAAAUUCCAAGUGUUUUGCUCAAAAUGGUUCCAGAGCAUACGUCGGCUAUAUCUUUAAUCCCAGCAUUUUGCCGGCGAAAAAAAAAAAUUCAGAAUAAGAAUACGCCGAAAAAGAUGAAACAGUCGAAAAAGUAAGACAAUAUUUUUUAAAUUUAGAAAUUGACUUAAAUUAUUUUGGGAAUAGGUUUUAAACUUGAGUGUAACAGUUUUUCCUAUCAAUUAUCGGAUCGAGAAGCGCUUUAUUUUCCCGUAUGCGAUCUAUCUUCCUUAAAGGCAUAGGGGCAGUAAAAAACGGUGUUUCAGUUCAAAGCAGUACUUUGUAGAGCUUUUCAUUGCGAAUCGAACGGUAAACUUGGGAACGUACCGAACUUCCUAGUUUUGAAGAAAAAAUAAUUCAAAAUCGGAGAAAGGAAAGCUUGAGUUCCCGCGAAAAGGGCGCUUUGCAGUAAAGUUGCUCUAUGGACAACAGGCUUCCCCGUUUUUCGGAUUUUCGCUUUUUUCUUCGUUUCUUUCAAUUUUCAAUUUUUUCUGUUGUCACCAAAGUUCUUUUCGUCACAAAAGCUUUCUAUUGAUGUAUAAUUUGCAAACUUUGAUCGCAAAAAAGCGUUUUUCGUGAAAAAUGAUGAUUUUACACAAGUUUCGAUUGGGAUAGCGAUUAUUUGUGUUUUCUUUAUUAUCGCUGUAUGUUUUUUGUUUGACUAAAUGUUUUUUCAGGAAAGAAACCCUUAAUUUGAGACAGAAAUCCGGUUAUUUCUCACAAAAUGCGAGACUAAUAAGACGUCCGCAACAUCGCGUGCACGACUACUGUAAACAUUUGUCCGUAGGCCGAUCCGAAGCUUUUUUCAAAAUUAAUGGCGGGAAAGUGAAAUCGCGUUUUUCUUCUAAAGUUGUCACACCUGUAAUUUUUUUGAGUACACCAUUCGAUUCGCAAAGAAAAACUAUAUAAGAAACUGCUUUCACCUGAAACCCCAUUUUUUACUGCCCCUAUGCCUUUAAACCGGAAUAAUCGAUAAUUUUCGUAAUAUUUUAAACAAAGAUUUUUUAGUUGCAACAACGGAUCUCUGAUGCGCACUCGAACGUCCGGCAGUUGACGGCGACCGAGGCCAAAAUGCAGUACAUCAGAGCGUGGCAGGCCCUGCCCGAGCAUGGAAUGCAUUAUUUCAUCGUCCGAUUCCGCAAUGGCCGCAAAGCCGAUCUGAUUGGUGGGUGUUCGGAAAAUUCAUGUCAAGUCAUCUGUUUUUAUUUUUGCUCUGAAAAGUGUUUCACUUUAUUUCUUGAAGCUUCAAAGGCGGUGGAAAAUGUACUUCAAAUUUCAAAUUAUUGAAAUCAUAUUAAUAACUUCGCAAUUGGAAGUGGCUGUUUUUAACGGAACAUACUCUGAAAAAUGAUUAUUUUUAAACCUUUCUUUUUACUCUAGGUAAUACUCGAUUCCUUGUAAAAAUUCAAGAGGUUUUGAACCGGCGACUCUUCUUUCAGGAGUCGCCAUCAAUCGCCUUGUCAAACUGAACAUGGACAAUGGAGAGUGCAUCAAAACGUGGCGAUUCACGACAAUGAAGAAAUGGCAUGUCAACUGGGAGAUUCGGCAUCUCAAGGUACUUUUUCAAGGCUUCACCUGAUUUUAAUUGACGAUUUUCAGGUUCAAUUCGAAGAGGAGGACAUUGAGUUCAAGCCUUUGUCGGCUGAUUGCAAGGUGGGAUACAUUUCUGGAGAAACAUUUCUUGAAAAAAGUUUUUUAAAAAAGUUCAAGCAGUUUUUAGAUUUUUCAACGCAUCUGAAGGAUAUAUCAAGCUUUAUUUAAGCCCUAAAAAUCUAAUUAAAAAAACGUAUAAAACUGCGAAGUUUAAAAGAUUAAAAUUAAAAAAAUAUGACAGUUGUUAGAAAGCCACAAGAUAAAAGGAGAGCUAAUCUGAUCAGUUACCCAGCAAUAAGUCCCUUUUUUGCUUGAUUUCUAAUCAGUAAAUCAUUUCCAGGUGGUCCACGAGUUCAUCGGCGGCUACAUUUUCCUCUCGAUGCGAAGUAAAGAACAAUCGCAAACCCUGAACGAAGAACUUUUCCACAAGCUAACUGGUGGAUGGGCUUAA